AAAAUAUACAAGAUGUCAGCCAUUGAAAAAAUCCCAAUCUCAAGCAUUACUCACUCAUCAGAUAAUAAAUUUACAGCAUUCAAUAUCAAUAAUACAUUUUAUUUUUAUGACAAUGUUAACGAUAAAUUAAUUAAUUUAGAUAAAACCCAACAACAUACUGCUAUGGUUAGAUCAAUUGAAUUCAGCAAGGAUAAUAGAUUUGUUGUUACAUCAAGCUCAGAUAAAUUAAUCAAACUUUGGGAUACUACAGAUUUUAAAAACUAUAAAACAAUUAAUGUAAAUAAAAAAAUUAUUUGUGCAACUUUAAAUAAAGAUGAUAGCGAAAUUUUGGUAUCUGACAAAUGUGGUGAUGUUUUUAGAUUUUCUUUAGUUGAUGAUUCAAAGAAUGCUAUCGCUGUUGAAUCAAGUGACAAAUCAAAUAAACACGAUGACAGAGAAAAUGAUAAGAAUCUUGCAUUUGGCCAUUAUUCAUCAAUUGUCGAUAUUCAAUUCACCAAAUGUUUCAAUUAUUUAUUAUCAGCCGACAGAGACGAAAAAAUUAGAGUUAGCCAUUAUCCAAAUUGUUUCGAUAUUGAAAGAUUCUGUCUUUCUCAUUCUAAAUAUAUCACUAAGGUUUUAGUCUUUUCAAAUAAACCAGAAUUAAUGGUCAGCGGUUCAGGUGAUGGUACUAUCAAAUUAUGGGAUUGGAAGAGCGGUAAAUGUUUACAAACAGUCGAUUUCAACGAUAAACAAGCUGGUGCAAUUACUAUUCCACAAUGUUAUAACGCCUCAUCAAAUCAAUUGUUUGUAACUGUUGAAGAUACACCAAUCGUUUACGUUUUAACUUUAAAUGGAUUACAAUUCUCUACUGAUAUCAAAUCAGUUACUGUUGAAGGACCAGCCGUCGCUGUCGAUCUUGUCAAAGAAAACACUUUAUUAGUAUCAUUAUUCAAAACCGAAAAAGAAUCAAACCUCGUUAAUGCUAUCGACUUGGAAUCAUUACAAGUAGUUUCAAACGAUACUCCAUUAGUUAAAAAUAUCAACUCAAUCGAACAAUCAAUAAAUAGCUUUAAACCAGCCGAAUUAAAACAAAUCAUUGAAAAUAUCGAAAAAAAACAAUAUAGAAAACAUGUUUCAUAUAGCAAAAACCCAAAUGGUGGUAAUAAAAAAGGUGGCGAUGACGAAGAUCUCAGUUUAGAUGAAGAGGAUUUAGAAGAAAAUAAUAAUAAUAAUAACAAAAAAGAUAAUAGACCAUUAAAACUCAGAAAGAUGACUGUUGAAGGUGCAAAGGAAAUUAACGAAGAAUUAAAAGAAAAAAAA
This is a messenger RNA of Dictyostelium purpureum, 1299 nucleotides long. RefSeq lists its product as uncharacterized. NCBI's taxonomy places the organism in Eukaryota, Evosea, Eumycetozoa, Dictyosteliales, Dictyosteliaceae. The transcript has 2 exons. Gene Ontology annotation, molecular function: protein binding; tRNA (guanine(46)-N7)-methyltransferase activity. The annotation marks the transcript as partial. The record is from RefSeq and is a predicted model, not a curated record. Gene Ontology annotation, cellular component: cytosol; tRNA methyltransferase complex; nucleus. Gene Ontology annotation, biological process: RNA (guanine-N7)-methylation.